AUGAAUAGAUUUCGCAAGAAGAAAGAGCCGUCCUUAAUGGAAGAGCUAAAGGAACUGGAACUUCUGGAUGAAGGCGAGAUGGUGGAUAUCCCAGAUCUGGAGGUUGAGGAUCUGAUUGAGGAAAACACACUAAGCAUUAUUGUGAGAUGCCUCAACCCUUUUGUGCACAAGGUAGGAGGUCUAGUAAAGGCAUUACCACCCAUAUGGGGGAUGGAGGAUAGAACUCAGGGAAGGGUUGUAGGAGAAGAUAGGGUUCAGUACACCUUCAGAUCGGAGAACGACCUAAAGUUUGUUCUGUCAAAAGGUCCAUGGUUUGUUAAUGGUUGGAUGGUGGCCAUGGAUCAAUGGACACCAAACCCACAGGAAGAUUUCUUAAAAAGGAUAACUUUCUGGAUUCGAAUUAGAGGACUUCCCAUCCACAUGCUGAAGAGGCAAGUGGUAGAAACAUUACUGGAUCCUUUGGGGAAGGUCGAAGCAGUGGAGCUGCACGCAAAGAACUCUAACUCCCUAGAGUACGUAAGAGCCUUGGUCAAGAUCAAUACGGAAGAGCCACUGCAGUUCAGAAGAAUAGCCAGAUUCAAAUCAGGAGCCACGUAUCCAACGGAGUUGGAGUAUGAAAAGCUUCUCAAAGUUUGUUAUGGAUGCAAAAGGCUAACGCACGACCAGACCAAGUGCCCUCAUCAGAUCCUCGCAGUGGAAGAAGGGGAGUUGGAAGGUAGAGAUCGAGCCAAGGAAUCCAACCUAAGGAAAAAACUAAAGGAAAAGGAAACAAAAGCCAAAGAGAGUCUCCAGAGACCUUCAACAAAAGGAGCUGCUAAAGGAGUGGUUAUUAGUGGCCCCUCUCCCUCUACAAGCCAAGCAAGGAAUAGUGUGAAAGGCCGUGGAAAUCUAAAGGAGGAUAAGAGAGGUAAGGAGGGCUCGGAGAAAACGAGAAGCACUGAGGAGUCCACAGCAAACCCGCAGAGCUCAGGAGAAUACAGUGGGACCAAAAGUGCUACUACGGAGGUAGGAGGCCAGGGACAUUCACCUGCAACCAAUGCGUCUGGCUUAGUUUUCAACAGAUUGGGGGGCUUGGAGGAAGUGUGGGGUUCAAAAAGGAACAGAGGAAAGAGAGAAGAACCUAGCUCUCCAGCUGAUCUACGUAUGAAACUAAGUGGCGCUUCUUCAGGAGAAAAGGGUGAUGGCAAAUCGAGUAAAGGAAGCCGUAGUCCUCCCUCUGUUUUCGAACGUCUGGGGAGCCAGGGAACUAUCACACCUGGUUUUACCCGAAGCAUAGAAGACUCUCGUACAUCAAAGAAGAGAAGACUAAGCAGUAGUGAUGAGAGAAACCCAAAGAAAGCUAGGAGAAACUCAUCUGAGAAGAAGAAAUUAUCUCCCUCAGUAUUUCAAAGGUUGGGAGAGACAAGGUGUGAUAACGAAGGAAACAACCAGGAAGAAGCACAUCACUCUGCUCUAGUAGCAGUGACCACUCCGGUCCAUUCUGCCAAUAUGGCAGCCAAAGUCCCCGUCCAUUCUGUCCAAAGGAUAGCAUUGGAAAGUGGAUACAAUCUGAAAGAAGGGUUGAUGGGUAAUACCAACCCUUCGAGGUCAAUAUGA
This is a messenger RNA of Brassica napus (rape), 1596 nucleotides long. RefSeq lists its product as uncharacterized. The coding region runs from base 1 to 1596 and encodes 531 amino acids. NCBI's taxonomy places the organism in Eukaryota, Viridiplantae, Streptophyta, Magnoliopsida, Brassicales, Brassicaceae. The transcript has 2 exons. The record is from RefSeq and is a predicted model, not a curated record.